AUGAAGUUUGGUGAGCAUUUGGAGCGGGAAUCCGUUCCAGAAUGGAAUCUACAUAAUCUCGAUUACAAUUCCAUCAAGCAUGAGAUCAAGAUGCACACGACGCGCGACCAGGCCACGGCUAUGGCCAUCCCUGGACACAAAGAUGAGGCCUUGUCUCGGUUUGAAGACGAUUUGUAUAUGGAACUUGGUCGCCAGCAUGAAAGGCUGCAGCUCUUUGUCUCAAGCAAGGCAGAUGAGAUUUCACGUCGAUUAGAGCAUCUUGCCAAGAACAUCAAUCGGUGGGCGUCGAAGAGUCAAGAUGAACUCGCCGAUAACUCUGCCAUAAAACAUCAGAGAAGAUUUACAAAAUAUGAACGUGAGCUGGUUCGUUGCGGCGGUGACAUUCAUGCCCUUGAGCGUUUCGUCAACGCCCAGACCGUCGCGUUCCGGAAGAUCACCAAAAAAUACAAGAAAUGGACUGGCUCUACGACACUUGGUACUCGUCUCUACGAGAAUAUCCUCUCUGAUCCCAAAAGCUUUACUCGCCGAGACUUUUCAUCCUUACAACAACGAUAUGACGACAUCACCUGUACUCUCAACGCUGCUGCUCCUACAAUGAGCGAGCCUAGUUCGCCAGACUCCCCAGCACAUUCUUACCGGCGUCAGUCCCUCUCUGGGUCUCUUUACUCGGCAAAUCGUCACCCUGCCAACCGCUCACAUCCUACUUUCGAGCCUUUGCCUCCACCGCAGAUGGAAGAGCAAACUAAGUAUUGGAAUGAAUAUGAUGAUGGAAGUGAAUGCGGAGGUGAUGAUGACGGAUAUGCUAUCUAUAUCAACCCGGAUGAAAGCACUAACUUUCCGGGCAUCGACUAUUUACAGGGUAUCUUCAAAGGACCUCUUAACAAGGCGAAGUGUUGGUUCAGGCAUAACAAAGCUGAGGAGCGGCAGGCUCUCCUUGGUGCCGACCAUUCGCCCUGCCAAUACUCCAGCACAACCUUUAAUAGCAGUGAAUCAGAUGAGGAGGCAGGAUAUGCCAGCUCAGACGGCUUCCCCACAACCGGAUAUGCUACUCACUACGCUCUCCCUAGCCUCAGCCACCAGCAGGCACACUUGUACCGCGAGAAGACUCUGUUCUGGGGCACCGUUGGUUCCUUCGCUAUCUCCUUUCUCCUCCUCCUUGUUGCAGGCACGCUCAUCUCCACCGGCCGACACAAGCUCCGAGCCGAAGUUGAUGCGGGCGUUACUGUUGGCGUAGUUGCGAGUUUAUUCACUGCGUGCAGUGCCCUCGGCAUGACGCUAUACCGGAAUGACCAACUCUCAUUACCGCACCUACUGGCAGUUUGGGCCACCUUCAUCGCAUCUUGCACCCUUAACGGCAUGCUACUAGUUCUUGUCGUGGGAAACACCCCAUGA
Messenger RNA from Fusarium sp. VM40, 1392 nucleotides. The record is from the annotation of a GenBank genome assembly. NCBI's taxonomy places the organism in Eukaryota, Fungi, Ascomycota, Sordariomycetes, Hypocreales, Nectriaceae.